GAGGAGGAGGAGGAGGAGGAGGAGGGAAACCGGAGGAUUGACGGCUCUCCUAACGCGGCUGGUGGUGUGACAUCCUAACUCUUCCCGCCCAGCAUGGCUGCGUCCCUGUGGUUCCUGGGGGUGUGUGUGCUCGCUCUGGCUCACGUUGCCCCCUCCAGCCAAGCUAUGUCCCGGGCCGCCAUGCCGUUCGGGCUGUUGCGCAGGGAGCUGGCAUGCGAGGGUUACCCAAUAGAGCUGCGCUGCCCAGGAAGUGACGUGGUCAUGGUGGAGACGGCCAACUAUGGACGCACUGAUGACAAGAUCUGUGACGCAGACCCCUUCCAGAUGGAGAACACACAGUGUUACCUCCCUGACGCACUCAAGAUUAUGGCCCAGAGGUGUAACAACAGGACUCAGUGUGUGGUGGUUGCGGGGGUCGACGUCUUUCCAGACCCCUGUCCUGGAACAUACAAGUACCUGGAGAUCCAGUAUGAGUGUGUCCCUUACAUUUUCGUGUGCCCCGGCUCACUGCUCAGCAUCCAGCCGGCCUCUUCUCUCCUGGAGGCGGAGCAUCAGUCAGGGGCGUGGUGUAAGGACCCGCUGCAGGCUGGUGACAGGCUCUACGUCAUGCCGUGGACGCCAUAUAGGACGGAGGUGCUGUAUGAGUACGCCUCCUGGGAUGACUACCGUCAGAACAGAGUCACCACCACCUAUAAGUUACCUAGCCGCGUGGAUGGUACAGGCUUUGUGGUGUAUGACGGCGCUGUGUUUUACAACAAGGAGCGAACACGCAACCUGGUCAAGUACGACCUACGGACACGCAUCAAGAGCGGUGAGGCCGUGGUGGUCAAUGCCAACUACCACGACACCUCGCCAUACCGCUGGGGAGGGAAGUCAGACAUUGAUCUGGCUGUGGACGAGAACGGCCUUUGGGUGAUCUACUCUACUGAAGCCAAUAAUGGACGCAUCGUGGUCAGCCAGGUGAACCCGUACACCCUACGCUUCGAGGGUACGUGGGCCACCGGCUUUGACAAGCGAGGGGCGAGCAAUGCCUUUAUGGCCUGUGGCGUGCUCUACGCCGUGCGUUCCGUCUUCCAGGAUGAUGAGGGGCAGGCGGACGGCCGAGUCGGCAGCGACAUGGUGGUUUAUGCCUACGACACCAGUCGUGGACAGGAGCUGCCUGUUCAAAUACCUUUCCCCAACCCUUACCAGUACAUCUCCUCCAUAGACUACAACCCCAGAGACAACCAGCUGUAUGUGUGGAAUAACUACUACGUGCUGAGAUACCCGCUACAGUUUACGCCGCCACCACCCACUAAAGGUCCCCUCUCCUCUCUGAUGACGACCGUCCGCUCCUACACGGCCACUGUCGCGCUGACCCCAGUACGACCGUCAGCCUCUCACCCAAUUGGCGUCAUCAACCGAGGACCCUUUGACCAGCGCCCAAUCACAGCCAUGGUUCCUCUGACCCCACGUCCACCUCUGCGUGUCCCCCUUGCUCCCGGGGGCCCUGGUCAGGUGGGCGGAUGUGAGGGCCGGGUGGCACGAGGGGUGCAGUGGCCACCCACGCUGAAGGGAGAGACAGUGGAGAGGCCCUGUCCAAAAGGGUCACUGGGUAUAGCCUCCUAUCAGUGCAUGCAGUCUCCGGUGGGCUGGAGCUCCAGAGGGCCUGACCUUUCCAACUGCACCUCUCCCUGGGUCAGCCAAAUUGCACAAAAGAUUAAGAGCGGAGAGAACGCGGCCAACAUCGCCGGGGAGUUGGUCAACCUGACCCGGGGACGGAUCUAUGCCGGUGAUGUCAGCAUGUCGGUCAAGCUGAUUGAACAGCUAUUAGACAUCCUGGACUCCCAGCUCCAGGCCUUGAGACCAGCCAAUAAAGAGUCGGCAGCACGGAAUUACAACAAGCUGCAGAAGAGGGAGCGCACUUGCAAAGCUUACGUUCAGGCCGUCGUUCAGACAGUUGAUAACCUGUUGGGUCCUGAGGCUCUGGUGUCCUGGGCGGAUAUGAGCAGUGUUGAUCAGUCCCGCUCGGCAUCGUUGCUGUUAGACGCGGUAGAGAAAGGAGCAUUCCUAUUGGCUAACAAUCUCUAUGAAGGUCGCUUCAGUGACAGAGCACCAAAUGUUGAUCUGGAGGUGUAUGUGCUAAAUACAGAGGCAGAUAUACAGGACCUGACCUUUCCUCACUCCUACGACAGCGACAGCAUCUUGCAGAUAUCAGCACUGGCUCUGCAACAGUACAGCAACAACGGCCAAGUGAAGCUGGUCCUCUCUCUCUAUAAGAACCUGGGCUCUUUCCUGACCACCCAGAACUCGACUCUGCGGCUUGGGCUGGGGCUAGGUCAGGGUUCAGAGGCCAGGCGUAGGAGCCUGGUGGUCAACUCUCAUGUCAUCUCCGCCUCUGUGCACAGAGGAUCCAACAGAGUGUACCUCUCCGAGCCUGUCAUCUUCACUCUCAGGCACCUGCAGCUGGAGAACCACUUUGGCCCGAACUGCUCUUUUUGGAACGGAUCAGGUGUUUCUGGCAAUGGCAGGUGGUCCACUCAGGGCUGCCGCCUGUUACACACCAACAACACUCACACUACCUGCGCUUGCAACCAUCUAUCGAGCUAUGCUGUCCUCAUGACGUAUCAGCAACCUGCUUUCGGGGUCGGUGUAGAAGAGCUUCUUGUCUAUGUGGUUUCCUGGGUUGGCAUCUCUGUAGCGCUGGUGUGUUUGGCCACCUGCCUUACCACGCUGUGCUGCCAGGGGGCGCCCUGGCACACAGACCACAGCACCAUCCACUGCAACCUGUGGGCCAACCUGCUCAUCACAGAGCUGCUGUUCCUUGUUGGUGCCAACAAGACACAAUACACAGUUGUGUGCUCCAUCAUUGCUGGCCUGCUGCACUUCUCCCUGCUGUCAGUGUUUUGCUGGUUGUGUUUGGAGGGGGUGGAACUGUACUUGCUGCAGAGGGAGGUAUUUGAGGGGCGUAACUCCAGGAGGAAGUAUUUCUACCUGUGUGGCUAUUCUAUUCCUGGGCUGGUGGUGGCCGUGUCCGCAGCCAUAGACUUCAGAGGCUACGGCUCAAAAUCUGCAUGCUGGCUGCGAACAGACAAUUACUUCAUCUGGAGUUUCCUUGGACCCGUCGGUGUCAUCAUUACGUUGAACCUGGUUGUCCUGGUGAUGACCUUACAUAAGAUGCACAGCACUGCUGCUUUGAAGCCAGACUCCAGUCGCCAUGACAACCUGAGGGCGUGGGCGGUGGGCUCCCUGACGCUGCUCUUCCUGCAGAGCGUCACCUGGUCCUCAGGCCUGAUGUUCCUGUGUGCGCCGUCUCUCCUCCUGGCUUACCUCUUUUCUUCCCUCAACACCGCCCAGGGCCUCCUCAUCACCAUACUGCACUGCACCCUUGCCAGGAAGGGUCAGAAAGACUACGGUCGAUGUCUGCGCCUCUCGCAGUGCUGCGCCACUUCCUCCUCCAGCUCUCCAGACUCUGUCAAAGGUGCCGCCCUGAGGUCCAACAGCCGCUACACCAGCAGCCAGAGUCGGAGAGCUACUGCGAACAGACAGAGCCGAAUCAGGAGGAUGUGGAAUGACACUGUUCGCAGACAGACUGAAUCUUCUUUCAUCGCUGCAGACGUUAACAACACACCUACUCUUAACCGCGCUGCUCUGGGGAACCAUUUCCUCACUAAUCCAGUGUUGCAGACUCACGCCGGAGCCUCUCCUUAUGACACGAUGCUCGCCCAGGGAUACAACCAACCCUUCACCUCCACAGUAGGAACCUUCAGAAACAAGCAGAAGGGUGGUGUGUCUCAGAGCCAGGAGUCCUGUGGGUUGGACAGUGUGUGUCUCAAUGGAGGAUACACCCCCAACACCUUCACCCUGCACGGUCUGGGUACCACACCUGGAUCUCGAGCUGGAGUGGUGGGUAGCACUGACCUUCUGCGGGAGGGAGGAGUCGGGAUAGGAGGUGAUGACAUCUCCCCGGCCCUCCUCACCCCCCACGGGGCCACAGAUCUGAGCAGCGGUGCUGGAAUGCGCCGUAACCUCUCUGAUGCAGCGGCACUGGAAAAGAUGAUCAUCUCAGAGCUGGUACAGAGCAACCUAAGGCCCUCAGUUGCCAUGCCUGUUCCUCCUGAACGCUAUGGAAGCCUGGCAAGGCCUCACCACCAUGAUAGGGCGGCUCUCACACACACUGCCACUUUGACUCGACACGCACAGCCACCACCCCAAGAGGGCUGGGCUGCCACCAUGCAGCCGAACGCACGCCACAAUGCACAAGAAGGCUGGGCGCAUACACGGCACCACACACAGGACCCUGAGACACAUUCUACAACAAAGGGACAGGAUCACGCCACAACACAGCGCUUGCAAGAUGGCUGGUCACACUCACGAGUUUCUGGGGACUCUGAGUCCCGUGAGCUGCUUAAAGACGGGGACAGGUCGUUGCAAGGCACUCUGAGUCGUCGCGGGCUCCAGGACAGGCAACAAGCACGUCCCCCUGAUGUUCAGGCGAGGCCCUACUCAACCCUCAGUCGCACACCUGGUACUCUGUCCCGCCAUCGUGGCGCAGUGGAGCCAAACGCAGUCACAGACAGAGACAGAGACAGGGACAGGGACAGGGAGAGAGAUAGGGAGCGCUACCGGGACAGGCCCCUCCCGCCUCCUCCUCCCCCUCCACCACAGGAGUCUGAGCCCCUGUAUAAGGCUCUGGAAGAGCCGCUGCUGAUGAAACAGAGGGAGGCAGGCGCAGAGACAUGGAGAGGCCAGGACAGAGAGAAGGACGAGACAUUUCUCUUAAAAAGAGAUGAAAUGAUGGACGAAUGGAGGGCAGGAACUGAGAGAGGGAGGGACGAGUCUUUUGCCUCUCAGACGAGAGAUGGAGAGAUGGAUGAAUGGAGAGGUGGAAUGGAGAGAGGGAGGGAGGAAUCUCAUCUGCUGGAGAAGAGAGGUGGAAGGAUGGAGGUUUGGCGGGGAGGAGCAGAGACGGACCAGGAAGAGACUUUUAUAACUCAGAAGAAAGACUUUGGGAUUGACGGAUGGAGAGGCGGGAUGGAUAGAGAGAAAGAUGAAUCCUUGUUUUUAAAGGACAGAGAUGGAUGGAGAGCAGGGAUUGAACGAGACAAUGAGAAACAAAAGGAUAGAGCGCUGGAUGUGUGGAGAGGAGGGAUGGAUAUAGACAGGGAUGAAUCUUUCCUGUUCGAGAGCAAAGAUGGCGGUCUCGAUGGGAGGAAACGAGGGAAAGAAAGAGGGUCUGUUCGGUUCCACGGUGAACGAGAGGAUUCUGACAGCUUUGCUCUGCCUUUGACUCCUGACCUUGACCUUGACCCCGACUCCUCACCAAUCUACGCCCGAGAUUCAAACCCCUCCCCGCUCUACCCCGGAGACCGGCGCUCGCCUCCUCUCAGCAUCUUCCCGCGAAGCUCUCCCCCAACGAAUAUCUUUGCUCCCCGAGACACUAACUCGCCUCCAAACAAUCUCUACACCCGCCACUCCCCCCAGGUGUACAGCCGAAGCAGCUCCCCUCCUCGCUUCUACACCCGCACCUCCCCUCCGACCCUCUCGUACCCCGACAGCAGCCCUGAAGGUCCAGAAGAAGUUAGCCCCAGCGGCCAGCCCCAGCGGCCCGCCCUGGAACUGCCCUACAGCCUGGGGCGACCACCGCUGGGCCCACGGCCAAAUCACCUGCAGACCUUCUACCAGCCGCCACCGCUGCCAUCAAAUGGAGAGGCAGCGUACACACCGGAGCCAACCUCGGAGGGAGACGACGGACAGAUGCAGCGGGUGACGAGCCUGUGACUAGGGCGGUGGUGAUCGGGGCAUAGAAACCAGGGAGGAGGAGGAAGAAGCUGGUGAUAAUAACAAAUAAUGAUGAUCAAACUGAUGGAAAUGAUGAUGACUAUGAUGAUAAAGAGGAUGAUGAUGAUGAUGAUGAUGAUGAUGAUGAUGGAUGAUAAAGGUAAUGAUGAUGACAGUGAUGGCUCCUCCCUGAUUCUAUCUCCCGAUCACCACGAGACUUCCCCCUUUUCAUGUUUUGUUACUUUUCUAUGACUGUGAUCCAUUUAUAACUCUUCCUCCUCCACUUCCUCUCCUUAUCUUCUCUUUCCCGAAACCCUGCUGUGUCCUCCCGUCUCAUUGGUGCUUAUCCUUAUUGGCCCAUCGUCUAAGUUUCUAUUGGUUCGUCGGCUGGGUGUUGCCCUUCCCUGUAGCAAGCAAACAGUGUGUCAAAGAAGCACUUGUGUGUUGCCAAAAAAAUCCUUUCAAAGAACAUGUGCAUGACUUUAUAGUGGCUUUACAAGGCUACAUACUGUAUGAAAGUGUGUGUGUGUGAGCGUGUGUGUGUGCGAGCGUGCGUGCGUGCCUGCGUGUGUAGCUUGAUGAGCAUGCGUGCGUGUUAGGACAAAUGUGUGUGCGAGUGUGUGUAUAUACAUCAUUCUUGUAUAAUUAAUGUAUCACAGUGAAGCAUUUUAUCAAUAUCAACUGGGGGGCCUCUUACACACAUCCCCUCCUACUGAUUUUGAACUCUUGACCAAUCCCAUUUCACAUCAAGACCAAAACCCCCCGCCUCCGCCCCUCCCUCCGCUCGCCACAAACUGUCGGUGAUGGAACUCGUUGCCAUGGAGUUUGUCAUAGCAACAGAACUCUUGACUCCAGAGCCAGAGAUCAUGAGAAACCUCAGAACUUUUCUGCAACCCCCUGAGAUCCUUGUACAUAUCGACCUCAAGUGUUCUGAUUGUCUUGUAUUGCUAUUGAAGUUCAAGUAAACAUGUGAAAUAAAUGGUACUGUCUUUCUCUUUGUGUGGAUGAACAGACAGACGGAGGGGUUCACAAUAAGGAGAAAGGUAUCUGGAUGGAAA
This is a messenger RNA of Epinephelus fuscoguttatus (brown-marbled grouper), 6818 nucleotides long. Its product is annotated as adhesion G protein-coupled receptor L1-like. Gene Ontology annotation, biological process: cell surface receptor signaling pathway; G protein-coupled receptor signaling pathway. Gene Ontology annotation, molecular function: G protein-coupled receptor activity; carbohydrate binding. Bases 94 to 5760 code for a protein of 1888 amino acids. The transcript has 25 exons. Gene Ontology annotation, cellular component: membrane. NCBI's taxonomy places the organism in Eukaryota, Metazoa, Chordata, Actinopteri, Perciformes, Serranidae. The record is from RefSeq and is a predicted model, not a curated record.